AUGGCUCCCAAAGACACCUUCUUCCGCUCGUCGGAAAUGAGCUUGACCCAGCUCUAUAUCGCGAACGAGAUCGGUCGUGAAGUUGUCAGUGCGCUGGGUGAGCUUGGGCAAGUUGAGUUUCGAGAUCUCAAUUCCGAAACAAAUGCCUUCCAGAAAACGUUCACGAAGGAGAUCAGGCGACUGGAUAAUGUGGAGAGACAGCUGCGUUACUUCCAUGCGCAAAUGGACAAGGCUGGAAUCCAGAUGAGGUCUUCGAAUGAGUUUUCCGAUACUCUGGCUGCUCCCUUAGCUUCUGAAAUCGAUGAGCUUGCUGAACGUAGCGAGAGCCUCGAACAGCGAAUCGCCUCCUUGAACGACAGUUAUGAGACACUGAAGAAACGCGAGGUGGAGCUGACUGAGUGGCGUUGGGUUCUAAGGGAAACUGGAGGCUUCUUCGACCGUGCGCAUACACAUACCGAGGAAAUUCGCCAGUCCUUUGACAACGAUGAGGCACCUCUGCUCCGUGACGUUGAGCAGCAGACUCCCCGUGCCAACGGCGCGAACGGUGACGCGCAUGGUCAACAGUCGUUUCUAGAGAUGAACAUCGGGUUCGUGGCUGGUGUCAUCCCUCGCGAUCGGAUUGGCGCUUUUGAACGAAUUCUUUGGCGGACGCUUCGUGGUAACCUCUACAUGAAUCAAUCGGAAAUCCCGGACCCCAUCAUUGACCCCGCUACCAACGAGGAAAUUCAGAAGAACGUUUUCGUUAUAUUCGCCCAUGGAAAGAAUAUCAUCGCAAAGAUUAGGAAAAUCUCGGAAUCUCUUGGUGCUUCGCUCUACGGCGUGGACGAGAACAGUGAAUUGCGGCGCGACCAGAUUCACGAGGUCAACACACGCUUGAGCGAUGUCAACAAUGUCUUGCGGAACACGAAGAAUACCCUCGAUGCCGAACUCUCCCAGAUUGCUCGCUCGUUGGCGGCAUGGAUGAUUAUAGUCAAAAAGGAAAAGGCCGUUUACGACACGCUCAACAGGUUCUCUUACGAUCAGGCGAGGAAGACACUUAUCGCAGAGGCCUGGUGUCCGACGAGCUCGUUAGCUCUGAUCAAAUCGACUUUGCAAGACGUCAACGACCGUGCUGGACUGAGCGUGCCAACUAUUGUCAAUCAAAUUCGUACUAACAAGACACCCCCGACCUAUGUCCGCACGAACAAAUUUACCGAAGCCUUUCAGACGAUUGUCAAUGCGUAUGGAAUCCCGAGGUACUCCGAAGCCAACCCUGGUCUGUAUACCGUGGUCACCUUCCCGUUCCUGUUCGCCGUCAUGUUUGGUGAUUUUGGCCACGGUGGUCUGAUGACCCUGGCUGCAGUCGCUAUGAUUUUCUGGGAAAGACAGCUUUCAAAGGCCAAACUCAACGAACUAUUUUAUAUGGCUUUCUACGGUCGCUACAUUAUGUUGAUGAUGGGUCUUUUCUCGAUGUACACUGGUUUGAUUUACAACGACAUCUUCUCUAAAUCGUUCACUAUCCUUCCAAGUUCCUGGAAAUGGCCUGAUGACAUCCAACAGGGCCAGGCCGUUGAAGCAUCACUAAAGGGCAGCUACCGGUUUCCCUUUGGACUUGACUGGAACUGGCACGAGGCUGAGAACAGUCUCCUGUUCACCAACAGCUUGAAGAUGAAGAUGAGUAUUGUUCUUGGAUGGGCGCAUAUGUCCUAUGCCCUUAUCCUGCAAUACGUCAACGCCCGCCAUUUCAAGUCCAAAGUCGACAUCAUCGGCAACUUCAUUCCAGGCUUGAUUUUCUUCCAGUCCAUCUUUGGUUACCUCGUCCUCACUAUCAUCUACAAGUGGUCAGUUGAUUGGCCUGCCAGGGGACAGUCACCCCCAGGCCUGCUCAACAUGCUCAUUUUCAUGUUUUUGUCUCCGGGUACGGUGGAGGAGGAACUCUAUGGUGGACAGGGUACUGUCCAGGUUAUUCUCCUGCUUCUUGCCGUGGUGCAGGUACCGAUUAUGCUCUUCUUCAAGCCGUUCUACCUUCGCCGUGAGCACAACCGUGCCCGCGCCCUGGGCUAUCGUGGCCUUGGAGAGCAGUCCAGGGUCAGCGCUUUGGACGAAGAAGGUGAUGUUGACGGCGGGGUAUCCGGCGGCCGCGACAGCAUCGCCAGUGACGGUGAAGGCGUCGCCAUGAUCGCCGAGGAUCUGGGGGAGGAAGAGCACGAGGAAUUUGACUUUGGAGAAGUCAUGAUCCACCAGGUCAUCCACACCAUUGAAUUCUGCCUGAACUGUAUCUCUCACACAGCGUCGUACCUGCGUCUCUGGGCGCUAUCCCUCGCACACCAACAGCUCUCUAUUGUCCUCUGGGAUAUGACCCUUGGGACUGCCUUUGAACAGGAGCAGCCCACCGUGCGAGCGAUUAUGAUUGUGGUUACAUUCUACCUCUGGUUCACCCUUACCAUUGCCAUUCUCUGUGUCAUGGAGGGUACCAGCGCUAUGCUGCACUCUCUCCGUCUCCAUUGGGUCGAAGCCAUGAGCAAGCAUUUCAUGGGUGAAGGCUUGCCUUUCACGCCGUUCAGCUUCAAGACCCUUCUUGAAGAAGAUCCUGUUGAUUAA
Molecule: messenger RNA, 2580 nt
Organism: Aspergillus calidoustus
Lineage: Eukaryota; Fungi; Ascomycota; Eurotiomycetes; Eurotiales; Aspergillaceae
Source: the annotation of a GenBank genome assembly